UCUCCCUGCGCUCUGAGGCCCGCCCGCGGGGCCGGCCGCCUGUCAGAGGGAGGUGGCGAUGGUGCGCCCGGUGGCGGCGGUGGCGGCGGCGGCGACGGCUUCCUUGGUCGGACGGCAGGGAGGAGAAGAUGACUGACCGACCAACUAGAUGAAUGAAUGAAUGGCGGAGCCGACCGCGCCAUGAGGAGCCUGCCGAGCCUGGGCGGCCUCGCCCUGUUGUGUUGUGCGGCCGCCGCCGCCGCUUCAGCAGCCUCGGCGGGGAAUGUCACCGGUGGCGGCGGGACGGAGGGGCAGGUGGUCGCGUCGCCCACCCCGGGGCUGCGGGACCAAGCCAGCCACCCCUUCCCUAAGGCCGCGGCUCCCACGACGCAGGCCCCGCGGAGCGGCCCCCCGCGCACCACGGUGCGCAGAGCAGGGACUGCGACCCAGUCAGCCGGCUCCCCGGAGACCACCCCUCUCCGAAUCACCGCGCGACCCCCUGCCACCACCUUCCCGGGUCUAGACCCCUCGCCCGCUACUCCUUCGGAGGAGGGCCGCCCUCCCGCCACCGAACCACCACCCUCCAGACCUGCGCCCAGCACCCUUGAGAGCACAGCUGGCCAGGCGCCGACCACCCCCAUAGUCACCACCGCUCAGGCGCCCAGCACUCCUGGGACCCCGACCACCGAGUCCCGGGACAGCAGCAUCAGCAACAGCAUCCCGCCCACCGCACCUGCCACCGAAGCCCCUGCUCCUUCUCCCCCAGAGUAUAUAUGUAACUGUUCUGAGAUUGGAAGCUUGAAUGUGAAGCUCUGCAACCAGACGUCAGGGCAGUGUGAGUGUCAUCCAGGUUAUCAGGGUCUUCACUGUGAAACCUGCAAAGAGGGCUUUUACCUGAAUCACACUGUUGGUCUCUGCCUGCCAUGUAACUGCAGUCCACAUGGAUCUCUUAGCAUCCUCUGCAACAGUUCUGGAAAUUGCCAGUGCAGAGUGGGUAUCACUGGUUCCAUGUGUGACCAAUGCCAAGAUGGAUAUUAUGGCUUUAACAUGACAGGCUGCUUGUCCUGCCAGUGCAACAAUCGGUCUAGUAGUUGUGAUGUUCUCACAGGUGCUUGUUUAAACUGCCAGGAAAAUAGCAAAGGGGAUCACUGUGAAGAAUGCAAAGAAGGAUUUUAUCAGAGUCCUGAUGCUACUAAAGAAUGCCGCCGCUGCCCUUGUUCAGCGGUGACUUCUACAGGCAAUUGCACAAUAGAAUCUGGUGAAUUGGAGCCUACAUGUGUCCAGUGUAAAGAUGGUUACACAGGACAGAACUGCAAUAAAUGUGAAAAUGGCUAUUACAAUUCUGACAGUAUCUGCACACGAUGCGAAUGUCAUGGCCAUGUGGACCCAACUACAACUCCAAAGAUUUGCAAGCCCGAGAGUGGUGAGUGCAUCAAUUGCCUCCAUAACACCACUGGGUUCUGGUGCGAGAACUGCCUAGAAGGUUAUAUUCGAGAUCUCCAGAGAAACUGCAUCAAGCAAGAAGUUAUUGUUCCAACUCCUGAAGGUUCUACCAUUUUGGUUUCCAAUGCCUCUUUGACUACAUCAGUGUCCACCCCUGUUAUAAACAGUACAUUUGCCCCCACAACCCUGCAGACUAUCUUUUCAGUAAGCUCUUCUGAAAACAGCACCUCAGCUCUCGCUGAUGUAUCAUGGACCCAGUUUAACAUCAUCAUUUUGACAGUCAUCAUCAUUGUGGUAGUGCUGCUAAUGGGAUUCGUAGGAGCUGUGUAUAUGUACAGAGAGUACCAAAACCGGAAACUCAAUGCUCCCUUUUGGACCAUCGAGCUGAAAGAAGACAAUAUCAGCUUCAGCAGCUACCAUGACAGCAUCCCCAAUGCAGAUGUGUCAGGAUUGUUGGAGGAUGAUGGCAAUGAAGUGGCUCCCAAUGGGCAGCUGACCCUGACAACACCCAUUCAUAAUUACAAAGCUUAAGGAGAUGAACUGUCCUCCUGGAUUGUCAGAACACAGUGCUCACUAAAAUGCAUCUGCCCUCCAGCCACACAUGGCCUGGGUAGAGUUUACUGAGAAAGGCAUCGUGCAAAUGAGCUGUUCAGGUACAAACUGUAGUGCGCUUAGCCUAUCUAUUGCUCUUAAUUCCCCAUGAAGAUCUGAAGCAUUCAUCAUCAUUGAGGAUGUGAAGUAAAGUAUAUUUUUGUAGCAAACCACAGGUGUGUAUGGAAAGACUGAAUCCCACACAGUAGCCCAAGUCUACCCAGCCUCUCAAAGGACUGCUGGGAAAGUGUUCAUCUCACCAGCUGUGACAGAAUGUUGAUGUGAAGGGGGAAGAAUGAUAGAAGACUUCAUCUCCAUUUUGGAAACAUAUUUUUAAAAGAGAGGCAGGGAUUAUGUUCAUGUUCAUUUUACUGUACUGAAAGCUAAAACUGAGGACAAGCUGGUUUCUAGGAUAUACCCACACUAAACGAAUUGGCUCUGUAUAGACUAAGGGCAGAAAAGUCCCAAGAGGAUCUGUAGAAGGGCUUGGCUUUCCUCCCACGAGUCUCCUUCAAGGAUGGGAUUAAAGCACAAGAUAAGCCUUUAUGGUGACGGCGGGUGCAGCACCAGAGAGCAGAAAGUUGAUGGUCCUCCUGGGGGGGGAGGUGGGUUUCCUGCCUCUAAAGAAACAAGGUGUACAUAGUUAAUGUAGCAUAUCUGCUCAACAUUGUACUUGUAUCUAUUUGUAAAAAGAUCAUGUCCUAUUUUAUCAUCUAGACUUUAUUUGUAUAGCAGUUAAUGGUGUUGUAAAAAGAAGAUAUGGAAAUUGGUUAAAAUACUGUAAAAUAGGUGGCAAUAUUGCUAGAGCUGGGACUCUGGUGAGCUUCAUUCAUUUUUAGUCCCUAUUUGGACACUGUUGAAAUUAAUAAGAGGUCAAAUGUUUCUAACCUUUCCUCUCUAAACCUAGAGUCAUAUGCUUUUUGACUUACCAUAGAUUCAAGCAAUAGAUUUGAAGUCUGUAAUUAUUAAACUGGGACACAGGCUGCAUUCUCAAGACAUUCACCUAAUUAGCCACUCUGUGUGUUUUACAUUACUCAGUGUAAACAUCCUCAGAAAAAAGACUUCUUUCCUGAAUGUAAAAGACAGUCUUCCAAAGGAUAGAAAUUUUAAAUUAAAAAAGAAAAGCCAUCGCAUUACUUGGGGCCCCUCAUUUUUAUGCCCAUGAAAUAUUAUGUGCCUCCCAUAACCUCCAAAAUAAAGGCCUCUGGCAUUUGAGCAUAACCUGUCACCCACGAAUCAUGAGGUAUGUUUGGCUUCUUCAGUGCUAGAAUUCAUCCAUCUUCUUGUCUGAGCAGAGGGUUACUCUGAUUGAAUGUGCAUUUAGUCCUUGCAUUUUGAUGCCAUUUUCCCCUGAGGCCAAGUAAUCCUGCUUUCAUCUGUUAUGCAUCAACAGGUUGUGGAUUAAGCAAGUCAAGAAAGAUGGCCCAGGCUAUGACUUGGUUAGGGAAAAACAAAACAAAGACUAGACCUAGGAAACUCAGACUUAACUUCCUCAGAGAAGUUUGUUUAUCCUCUGUAGGAGACCCCCAUCUUUUUCUCAGGGUUUGGAAAUGACUGUAGACUAGAGGAUCCGUAGGUAACCUGAGGGUGCUCUGCAUAUGUGGCUGUCUUUAUUAAAGUAAACAUUACAUCUCAUUGUACUGAAACAAUUUGUAUGUGGCUGAUUGCUCAUCUAGCAGGAGUCUAUGGGUUUAAUCCAAGAAUUACAGAGUAGAUCAGUAUUUUUAUUGUUCUUUGUCAUUUACAAAACCCCAUGUGUGUUCUUUGAUCCUCACCAUAGCCUCCUAAGGAAGUAGUCUUGUACCCAUUUUAUAAAUGAAGAAACUGAGGCACAGAGAGGCUAAAUCAUUCAGGGCUAUACAACACACAUCAUUUUUAUGCUUGGAAUUAAUUCUCACCUCUAUAGUAUAGUCAUUUGGCUAUAUGAAAACAUAAAAAUUCUACUAGCCACGGGCCCUAGAAGGCUGGAAUGAAGAUUUUGUGUGUGUGUGUGUGUGUGUGAUUUAUGUGACUUUCAGGCACAAUUCAGGGCCACAUAGCUACAGAUGACUUUGUGGAAAGAACACAUGAGGAUUUCUAUCUAAAGUGAGAAUUAAUGAUGAGAAUUAAUAAACUGCCAAUUAUAGUUCAUUAAAAUGAAUGAAUUCGUGUAAUGGGAGGUGAUUGGUUGCUUUCCCUAGCAGUUAUCCCACAGGUGUGUAUCAACUGCACAUCACACAAUUCCAAAGCAUUGUGCACAGUGAUUGCGUUCCUGAUACUCCAUCUGCUGCCAAAAAUAAAGGUAAAGAGAUAAAAACCAAACAGAUGUUUACCCAAUAAAUAAAGAAGAAAUGUUUGUAGGAGACUAAGAACCUAAUAGUCAGGAUUCCAGCUGAAUAGAAUCCUUCAAACAGAUUUUAAAAGAUAACACAGAAAUUAAACCACAAAAAUGUUUAUCAAGUAUGGAUUCUAGGUCGUGUUAAUUUUUCACAAAGUAUAGCCUUAAAUAACAUUAUUAGUGACCCCAGCACUCUGCUUGUAGUAAUAACUUUCCUCUAAAGAUCAACCAUGAAGCAAUCCUCUCUUGAACUUAGAGCAGAAAAACAUUGUAAAAUACAAUUCAGGGUUUUCAUUCUCUGGAGACAUCACCAUCCAGCCCCGGCAUCCUCUGGAAAGUCUAGUGUUUGAACAAUGUUUGUCUAAGUAUUAAUAACAUGUUCUUUCUAAAAUAUAAUACCUAUGUGAACCUUUCUGAGAAAUAAUCAUCACUUCUAUGAAUGAACUGAUGCUUACUUGCAUCUUCAUUAGCUCACCUUAGUAGGCCCUAUGCAUUUCUGAUAGGUGGAUGUUGUAGUCAGUGUCAAACAUGUCUUUGACCUCCCUAUCACUACUGCCCUCCACACUACUUCCCAGUACUCUCUUAUUUACAGUCUUUCUAAUUAUAGAAAAGGCAAAAGGAUAGUAAAAUCUCUUAUUUGAAUAUUCUGUGGACUCAGUGCAUUAUUUUUCCAAUGGAUAUUUGGAUUUUAAGAGAGGGCAACAGGGCAGACCUGGUCUAGGAGGAUAGGGUUUUUGUUUUGUUUUUUCUUAACAAGAUUAUCUAAGUCCCAAAUCAUACUGCUAUUCUCUAGUUCCAAUAUUUCCAGAACCAUUAAUCAUCAAAGCAAUACUGAUCUGCCAGUUAAUUGGACUUAUCUGAUCAUCAAGAUGUUGUGUUUUGAAAGAUGAGAGACAGAGCUUGAUUACUGAUCCUAUACUUUUUAAAUUUUUUAUGCUUGUAAACAUAAAGAUUGAUUCUAAUGACUGUCCCUGGCUUCUUAUAUUUUGAAGUACUAUGUGGAUAGGAGUUGAGUUUCUGUAUUUCUCAAGGAAAGCUCUCUGAAAAAAUAUUCAGAAUGAGUUAAAAGAACCCAAUGCAAUCAUUAGAGCAACAGAAGUCUCAUCCAGGUUUGCUUGUGCAUACAUGUACAUACACACACACACACACACACACACACACACACACACACACACACACACACACACCACAAAACAAAACAAAAACCCUUUAGUCUGUUGCUACUUUUGACAGCAAGUGCUUUAGGAGCUGAAAUGGGUUUGGUGUCUAUGUUCAGGGUUGGGGGAGGUGAUAGAAGGCUAAUUCAUCUUUCCCUUUCACUCUGAGCCAAAGACUGUACCAUGGGGAGAAGCAAGAAAAAUGGUUAUCAGUCUGAAGAAGUCAAAUAAUAUCAAAUGGCUAAAGUUAUGGAUCAUUAAAAUGUCAGUGGUUUGAAUGAUAAGUUUUCAAAGGCAUUGGGGAUCUUCCUUAUUACUUAUGCAUAUGCAGAAACCGCAGCCCUGGAGUGAGCCCAGAGCUUCAGAUUCAAGCUAACCCAAAGUUAAGUGACUUCUAGUCAACUUUUAAUGCUAGGCACAAGCACUCUGUACUCUUUAAUUUCAGCCUAACCAAUUAGGGAAUGUUUCUAAAACAUUAAACUUGUAUUUAUGUCACUAAAAUCUAACCCAAAAUUUAAAAACAUGUCUCAUAUAUGUACUGUACUAGGUUUCAUGAUGCAUUUCUAAAUUUGUUUAUGAUUUGAAUAUAUGAAAGAAUUUAUACAAGAGUGUUAUUUAAAAUUAUUAAUAAAUGUAUAUAAUUUGUACCUAUUGUA
This is a messenger RNA of Cricetulus griseus (Chinese hamster), 6143 nucleotides long. NCBI's taxonomy places the organism in Eukaryota, Metazoa, Chordata, Mammalia, Rodentia, Cricetidae. The record is from RefSeq and is a predicted model, not a curated record.